AUGACUUCCUGGAAAAUCGAGCCCUGCACCCUCGCCGACGCCCCGGCGCUCGCGCCCAACAACAUGAUGGCCUUCUGGGCCACCGACGCGAACUGGAAGCUCGGCUGGACGCUGCAGGACGUCACGCUCGACUUCCUCAUCGAGAACUUCCACGACCGCAUCCCCAACAACCUCCUCAAGGACCGCGAGACGCUCCGCCACUACAAGGCCGUCGACCCGGAGACGGGCGCGCUGAUGGGCUACGCGCGCUGGAUGCUCCCGGCGAGCUGCGCGGACUCGCCUCACUGGGCCGACGGGCAGAUCGCCGAGGUCAGCGAGGAGGAGAGGGAGGCUAUCAGGGUCCGGAACGAGGCGGCGUGGUGGAAGCCCAUGCACAUGGACGGCCUGGAUGAUUGUGGUCCGGAGAAGAAGCGCAUUUUGGAGGAGGGAGAGUACAUCAGUCUUGAGUACUUGGCUGUUCAUCCCGACAACACGGGCAAGGGCGUCGCCUCGGCACUUGUCAAGCACGGCGUGGAGCUUGGGAAGAAGACCGGGGUGGAUCUCUUCAUCCUGGCCUUCCAAGCUGCUCUGAAUAUUUACAAGAGACAGGGCUUCAAGGUGAUUCACUCGGCUUAUCAGGAUGACACCAAGUAUGGGGGAGUUGGCUAUUGGGUGAACUUGCUUACCUAUGAGGUCGACAAGCCGAAGGAUAAGAAGCCUGAUGACGAGAACGCCGCUGAGCCAUAA
Messenger RNA from Colletotrichum karsti, 726 nucleotides. Its product is annotated as acetyltransferase. The record is from RefSeq and is a predicted model, not a curated record. The transcript has 2 exons. The coding region runs from base 1 to 726 and encodes 241 amino acids. Lineage: Eukaryota; Fungi; Ascomycota; Sordariomycetes; Glomerellales; Glomerellaceae. Gene Ontology annotation, molecular function: acyltransferase activity, transferring groups other than amino-acyl groups.